GUUUAAACACCAAGCAUUGGCAAUGGAGCAGCUGCUGGCUCUGAUCAGGAGGUUCUGUGAAGUUCUGCUGAUGCAGCUAAGGAAGCUGCUGGACCUGAACCAGGACCUGCAGCAGAAUCUGAACCAGGACCUAAACCAGCACCUGAAGGAGGAUCUGAACAAGGACCUGCAGCAGGAUCUGAACCAUUACCUAAACCAGGAUCUGAACCAAGACCUGAAACAGGGUCAGAAUACAGGGGAGCAGGAUGGUGAUCCUCAGGUAGCUGUCAGAGGUCAAUUAGAUGGUACGCAAAAUGACCCCAGCCAAUCAGAACAGACUUGUGUGGCUGACAGGGGGCAGAGCUUCAGUUGUAGCGUCUGCUUUCGCAGCUUCUCCAGACGUACCAACCUUGUCACUCACCUCAGGGUCCACAGCCGAGAGCGGCCCUUUACCUGUUCCGAAUGCGGGCGGGGCUUUUCUACAAGCAGCAGCGUCCGGGUCCAUCAACUUAAUGUACAUGGCUGCCAGCGUCCAUUCAGGUGCACUCAUUGUGGGAAACUGUUCGGUACUCGCAGCCACCUACAGACACACCAGUCGUCCAGUGGCUCGCUGGCAUGUUCGUCAUGUGGGGAGAUGCUUGUAUCAAGAUGUAGCCUCAGACAGCACCAGCUGACUUGUCAGAGUACAGACAGGAAGUUCAGGUGCCGAGAAUGUGGGAAGGAUUUUUCCAAACGCAGUUACCUGUCUGCUCACCGGAGGGUGCAUCUGAAGAAAAAAACGUUUAAAUGUACCACUUGCAAUAAGGGAUUCACCACACAUCGCAGUGUCCAUGUGCACCAGCUGAGUGUGCACCGAAGAUUGAAGCCUUUCGCCUGUGGCGUCUGCAGGAAGGCAUUCAGCCAGCAGGGUGGCCUCAGAGCGCACAUGAGGACACACUCAGGUGAGCGACCAUAUGUCUGUGAGCAGUGUGGUAACAGAUUCUCCAGUCGCAGCAGUCUGACAGUUCACCGCCGUGUCCACACUGGAGAAAAGGCCUUUGCUUGUGACACCUGUGGGAAGAGCUUCAGCCUCUCUGCCAACCUGCGCCGCCACCGCCUCAUUCAUUCAGGGCACCGCCCCUUCACCUGUGACAUUUGCGGCCGAAGCUUCACGCAGGCAGGGCACCUGAAGGUACAUCGUGCUAUUCACAGUUCACAGUGGGGGUUCAUCUGCAACGCCUGUGGAAAGGGCUUCAGACAGCGCAGUGCACUGUUGCUGCAUGAGAGGCGGCACACUGGCAUCAAACCGCACAGCUGCAGCGAGUGUGGAAAAAACUUCACUUCAUCUGUGUCACUCAAACGCCACCUGCUGGUUCACAACGGGCAGAAAACGCACACCUGCAGUGAGUGCGGAAAGAACUUUACCACUGCUCAUGUACUGAAAACGCAUCUGCGGCAGCACGGCACCCACAAACUCUUCUCCUGCGAUGUUUGCAGUCGUAGCUACAGCUCACUCAACUACCUGAAGACACACCGGCGCAGUCACUCGGAAGGGAACCCAUUUAGCUGCUCUCAGUGCGACAAAACCUUCUCCACACAGGCAAGCGCCAACCUGCACCAGCGCACGCACACUGGCGAGAAACCUUUCAUCUGCGAGGUCUGUGGGAAGAACUUCAGCGUGUCGCAGAACCUCAUCCGACACAAACGCAUCCACAGUGGGGAGAAGCCAUUUGAGUGCAGCGUUUGCAGGAAGACAUUCAGUCAAAACAACAAUCUGAAGACACACCUGCGCGUCCACACAGGACAGAAACCAUUCAGCUGCACUUCUUGCUGCCGCAGCUUCGCCGCCAUGAGGAGCCUCCGCGAGCACAAGUGUGUCCCUGCUAACUAGGACCUGGUGUCGAACUCUGUGAUGUUGACUGAACACCCUCUGUUUUGUUAAAAAGAAAAAGUGUUAAAAGUUAUCAUACUAUUUCAAUAGUUUAGUUUAAUCAGUGAACCAAUAAGAAUGCAGCGUGCUGUUUGAACCAGUUCUUAACAGUGCUGAUGAUUAGCUGUCUUGAAGCUGGCAGGAUGUUAUAGUGAGUAUGUUUAGGGAAUUAAUCUGUCGAGAUUAAGUUGACGCAAUAAAUAAGUAA
Solea senegalensis (Senegalese sole) is the source of this 2096-nucleotide messenger RNA. RefSeq names its product oocyte zinc finger protein XlCOF6-like. NCBI's taxonomy places the organism in Eukaryota, Metazoa, Chordata, Actinopteri, Pleuronectiformes, Soleidae. Gene Ontology annotation, biological process: regulation of transcription by RNA polymerase II. Gene Ontology annotation, cellular component: nucleus. The coding region runs from base 23 to 1849 and encodes 608 amino acids. Gene Ontology annotation, molecular function: RNA polymerase II transcription regulatory region sequence-specific DNA binding; DNA-binding transcription factor activity, RNA polymerase II-specific. The record is from RefSeq and is a predicted model, not a curated record. The transcript has 3 exons.